Molecule: messenger RNA, 948 nt
Organism: Capsaspora owczarzaki ATCC 30864
Lineage: Eukaryota; Filasterea; Ministeriida; Capsasporidae
Exons: 2
Source: RefSeq, a predicted model, not a curated record
UUUGACGAGCCCAAGUUGUGGCAGGAGGUUUCCUUUACCGUCGCAAAGCGUCAAGGCAAAAUGAACGCCCAACAAGUUACCGCCCUUCCGCGUGGCACUCUGGCCAAGGAGGACCCGUCCGACGAGAUCUAUACCGGCAAAAUCACUCGUCUCGGGACCGGCAACGAAGACACAGGGUCGAGCUCCUGUGGAGUCAUCGCAUACAGCGUGGGAGAUGAACAGUGCGAAGCAACGUUCUCGACCACCUCGCUUCGUGGCAAGCGUUUCCGCAAGAACGAUACAGUCAACUUUCGGCUUGCACCCAAUCGCGUGACGGGCAAACCGUUGGCGGUUCAAAUUUCCAAACUCAAACAGCUGUUCAGGGGCCGUGUGGAAAAUUUGUGCGAUAAUUAUGGAUUCCUGGAUCACCGUACGAUUUUUGCAGUCGUGCAGCCGUCCGAGGACGGUGGUGCCGCACCCGAUUCUGCACCUUCGACGCCUGUUCGUGGCGCAACACCUGUCGCCAACUCGACUGCGGCGGCAGCCUCUCCCAGCGAAAGUAGUUCUGCAGCUGCUGGUGUGACCGUCUUCACCGAGCCCCUCUUCUUCCACGCGACGGGGGUUGUUGGCGAGCAAGUGCGCCCCGGCGAUCUAGUCGAAUUCGCCGUGGACGCGCAAUCUCGGAACAAGCGCACUGCCGUCCAAGUGCGCAAAAUUGAGUCGGCCGAACCUGCACGCCGUCCCGCACGACUGACGACUUCCACGCAUCUGACAUCAUCGCCCACAAGUGGCUCGCCUCAAGCAGGUGCGUUCAGCAACGAGAAGCGCAUGCUUCCUAUCCGUGCGCCCAAGGGUCCUGACGGAACGCUCGGAUUUGCCUUUUCCCGAACUGUUGCCGGAGAGUUGCCCGAGACGCUUCCAAGUGGCGUGACUGUCACCGAAACGCAGCCCUCAGUGGCUUUGCCGUGA